Molecule: messenger RNA, 738 nt
Organism: Anopheles nili
Lineage: Eukaryota; Metazoa; Arthropoda; Insecta; Diptera; Culicidae
Exons: 2
Coding region: 163-666 (167 amino acids)
Source: RefSeq, a predicted model, not a curated record
UUGCAUUAUUUUAAAAUGUUUCCUUUUUACUUACACUUGAUUUGUUUAAUUUAAUAUUGAAACUAAAUUCUUAUACACUUCCAAGAACAUAAGGCCAUCAGUGAGCAUGAGUUUACGAUAAGAAACGAAAGGGAAAGUUGUUGCCUCUGAUAAGGUACCGCAAUGGAAUCUACCGAUAAAAGUGAAAUCAAAAUCAAGGAAAAACUUAACCUCCAUGUCAAGAAACGGCUGCAAGAAUCCAGCAAAGAUGUUAUGCUCGAUACAAGCGAUUCAAAAGAUAAACGCAGUCCUUCAGUAGCGGCUAAUUGUUCGGCUGGCCCACGGGCAAAACGACAGAAGACGAAGAAUGUUUCUAAACCUGCAGCUAAUGCAACAGUCACAACGGCUCCAUCCCUUCCAAACGCGGGAAUUCGAGGCAACGAUUUGCUUCUUUCUCCUGGAGCUGCCAAUAGUAACGAUACCACAAAUAGCAGUAUCAAUUCAACGGACCAAGAUGGAGAGUUGAACGACCGAGAAACCUGCGAGAAGGGUUCCAGUGAUAAGGCACCUAAGUCUGGACAGAGGAUGGACAUAUUUUCAAUGAUUUUGAAUCACAAAAAGAGGGCUUUAAUGUGUGAUCCGGAAGUGAUAAAAUUUAUGAACAAUCUGACCGAAAGCAGAAAAUGAAAAUGGGGUUUCAUAGGUAACAAAAUGUGUUCAAUUGUAUAGUAAAUUUGGCAUUUGUGUGAAUAUUGUGUA